AUUUUACUGACAGUUGAUGCAAUUUCUAGGGAGAUGACCCAGGGGAUGACCAGGCUACACAAACAUAAGUACAAGAUAUUUGCCCAUGUAUUAUUAUGUAUAUCCCAAGAUGCAUACGUUAACUGACAACAAAACUAGUGUCACAUUGCCACAUUGUUCUCACACUAUACGGUGGAGUCUACUGAAGUCUACAGUCAAAAGGCCUACAAUGUUACAAAACAAAUUUAUGGAUCAGCGAUUUUCUCCAUCACUACCUUCAAACUAUAAAUAAAGCGGUGUAGUUCCGCUUGAUGAGAAGCUCAUGUGAUACCAUCAUGCAAUAACACAAAGGACAUCAUUUGCUAUUGAGGUCAAAUGACUUCCUUGUAGACGACAUGGUGUAAUUUGACUGCAUAAAUGACAGGCGUGUCGCGUACAUGCAUCACACUAUGGAGUCCCAGAAGGGACACUGUCGUUUUGUCACCCUUACAAAAAACAAUGAAAACCGAGUCAAAAUUAACCAAAAGCGAUAGUGUGUCAACGCACAUGUUAACCAUUUGUCGUAUUGUCGCGGUUUGAAUAAUAGUUUUGAUUUUUACCAAAAGGGCCACAACGUGACAAUAUCCCUUCUGGGAUACCAUAUUCACACAGCACACAAAGCCGUACAUGUGACAUUGAAACUGUGCACGAAGGUGUAAUCGAGGAAAUACCAGACAAAACAAAAGUGCUGUUUGAUUUGGGCAGGUAUUCUAUGGAUUAAACCUUCCUAGAGGAUUUAUCUGAUUUCGCCACACUGGAUACCCUGUCCUCCGGACACUGACUAAUAUAACCCGCUGGGGAAAUAGAAAGGUUUCUGUUCUACAGACCAUUAUCCGAACACCGCCUCCAGAUCCAGUUUGGUCGUAUAAACACAUUGUGUGUGGGAAAGUGAAUCAUUUCGAAGAGAUUUACUUUGGUGAAAAACUGCUUUGGUGCUGACACAACCUUAGAUCACAGAUUAAGUUGAGAAGAAAAGGAUUUAUAGAGCCCUAACAAGAAUUGAACCUUACAUAACUUGCAAGAAAGCAAUAGCACCAGGCUCUCUUCAGGUUUACGUCGUGGGAAUGCUCUUUUUUCUUUGAAGCCAUGACAAAUGGACACAUGGCUUCAUUCCGAGGCACGCUAGUAGCAGUAUUUGGUAUCACUCUAUUCAUAAUGGGUUAUAUCAGCUCUCAUUUUGAACCAGUCAGAAACCUGGAGGUAACUUUGGAGUCCCAAAAUAAGGCAUUUUAUCCCCCUAAUCCUAUAAGCGGUGACAAUUAUGGAUCCAGAUGCCCAAGCGUUCUGCAGAACAUGACCGAAGGUCAUUGGAGUACGAGAAAGCUUACCGAAGCCCAACGUAGACAAUCAGAACGGUUUUAUCACAUGGCCUUGAACCACAAAGGAGUACCCAAUUCCCUCCAGAGACAUGACAGUCGAUGUGGUGACAUAGGCUACACAAACGUAACGACUUUUCUUCGAGCAAUUUGCAAUCCUACAGGACCGACCCCUUGCUGCUACAACUUCAAGUGUGUUAAAAAGACAGAAGCCCAGUGUCGGUGUAAAAACUGUUGGGAUAUUCGACAGCAGAUUCACGCAGAAUAUUCUACCUGGAUACCAUCCGAUCCCCGGUGCCAACUACGACAAUACAGUGCCAAACAAAGCUGUCAGUUGUUGGACGGCGGAACCAUCCGCUUCCUUGGGGAUUCCCUCGUGCGACACAUCUACACAGGCUUGCUGAUGACGGUUCGAGGCAAUUUCAAAGACGGCGGUGUUAAACCCACAGAAUCCCCACAGUGGAAAUCCAAAUGCUCAGGGAUGAACAUGUUCGAAGAGAGAAACUGUAGGAGGCGUUUGGACGCGCAGCCAAAGAAUAUAUGUAGAGGCAGAGUGACGCUCAGUUGGAAGAAACAUUACGUUAGCAGAAGAUGGGCAGAGCUUAUAAAUGAAGUCACAGAAGGCUUAGCUGACCGGCGGAAGUUGUUUGUUGUUGGUAUAGGUAUUCAUGAGGAUUAUAACUCAACUAAAGUGAAGAUAAAAUAUCUGAAGCCAACGUUCGAUAGGUUACGAAAAAUUGGUAUUCUCUGGCCCAAGGUAUUGUUUGUUGAUAUGAAUGCUCCAGGAAUUAUGAAACGUUCAGAUACACAGUCAAAGCCUCACGUCCUUCGAUUCAAUCGCCAUAUGGAGAAGUUUCUGAAGGUAUAUAAAGUACCCGUUUUUAAGACAUUUAAUAUGACAGACGGCGUGCGUAGCUUUGAUGGAACACAUUAUGCGUUAGGAGUGAAUGUCGUGAAAGCGAACAUUCUCCUGAACUAUAUACAGGAACUCAGUGAUAGUGGGGUUUGGUAGUUGAUUAUGGAAUUUAUGAAUGACAAUAUGCAUCAAAUAUUGUCGUGUUAGAUACUCGCAUGUACAUGUUGUAAGAUACAUGAAGAUUAUCAUACGGGCAUGCGUGUCAUAUGCGUUUUACGAAACGAGUGUCAGAAUUCUUGCAGUUCCCGAGCAAGUCCGAGGGUAAUACAUGAAAUCUUACACGAUCUUCGUAAAACCAGUUGACUCCCAUGCGAGUGUAAUAAUUUCUUUAUCACCCAUUAUUUCUUAAUCCUUUUGAAAUUUGCUGAUCUCGAUCACUGUCUUAAAGAAAGCUCCAGCGUCGAAUGACGUCAACAAUCUUCAGGUAUGACGUUUCUAGUGUGACGUCAUUCCGACAUUAUGUCACAAAAGAUUCGAAUGGCAUCAACAAUACACGUAAACAAUACACUGGUGCGCUUGAAAAGAUAUUUGCCCCAGUCAACGUACGUUUUUUUAUGAACUCGUCUAUUUCGAUCGCUAUUGGUUAAAAAAGAUGAAAUGCGAUUUUAAUAUUGAAAUAUAGUUUCAAAAUAAAAACAUGGUAAACAUGGUCGUUUGAUUUCUAGCUGCCUCUUGGUCCCAUGCUAAUUCCGAGUACCGACGAAUACUAAAUGCUAUGUGCUUUGAAUAUUAAUGCAUAGUUUAAAAAGGUAACACACGAAUCUGGACUCUUGGUCGUUCGGUCUGUCCAUAUUGGUUGUUCCAGGUGCUUGUCGUAAGAGUCGAGUCCGAGGCAGAACAGACCCCCCAGUACCCUUGUGAUUUGUAUGGUUCCGAACGUAUAGUCAAGCGGCUGUGAUAUAGAUUAAAUAUGCAACGUUACACAACAUUCACUCACUCGCUUAUGAUGAUAAGUUCAUCAUUGAAAUAUUUUUUAAACCCAAACAUAAAAAAAACCAACUUUAAAGAAUCAUUUAAAUUUAAAAGACUCAAUUCCUCAAAACACUACAUUCAUUCGGCUGAAACGUCGUUAUAAACAAUAGGGAAGUUAUUAUCCAUACAAAUUCCAUCGUUAUUGUUGGGUGUACGACAUAUAUGAUCAAUGAGACACUCAUUACAUUUAAAAUAACAACAGCAAAGCAGUGAUAUAUCUACUGCAAUAUAAAGAAAUAAUUCUUACAAAAUUAAACAUUUAAGAAAGAAAUAGGCAGCCCCAUGGGCGCCAAAGGUGCUCCCCUUCUUGCCGAUCUGUUUCUUUAUGCUAAACGAGGGAGCAAAAGGUUUAACUCCAGCUCUGCUUUUAGCAGAGAUUUUUUGUAGCUAUAGAAGGGUUUCACGCUUGUAUUUAACCCUACCCGGACAAUUAGUCAAGAGAGUUACCAAUGUUUAAUGUCGUAGUCUAGCUGUAUCUAGCGUCCUGUCAAUGAUAAUAGAGUACAGACAUGAUUGUCUGAUUUGGGGUUUUGAUUUGCAAAUGUGCGCCAUCACUUUUUGAAGCAAAGACAACUUUCCAUUUGGAAGUGUUUGGGGCAAUUCCUGGUUGCAAACGCAUUAUAACAAUACAACCAGCUGGCACUAGGUGCUAUGUCUUUUAACAAAUAACGCAACUAUGACGCGCAAACUGUAUAUUAACAUGCAAUCACAAAAUGCAAACUCUCCUUUCCUAAAACUGCGCUUGACAUAAAACAUGCACACACUGUCACGAAUGCCCUCACUUUUCUGUUGUAAACUUUGUCGUUGUACCCAUGCCCUUACUUCCUCAAAGUAAACUAUGUCGUUAUACCCACGCCCUAAUUUCCUCACAGUACACUAUGUCGGUGUUUCCAUGCCCUUAUGUCCCUGUGUUAAACUAUGUCGUUACAUCCAUGCCCUUAUGUCCCUGUGUUAAACUAUGUCGCUACAUCCAUGUCCUUAUGUCCCUGUGUUAAACUAUGUCGUUACAUCCAUGCCCUUAUGUCCCUGUGUUGAACUAUGUCGCUACAUCCAUGCCCUUAUGUCCCUGUGUUAAACUAUGUCGUUACAUCCAUGCCCUUAUGUCCCUGUGUUGAACUAUGUCGCUACAUCCAUGCCCUUAUGUCCCUGUGUUAAACUAUGUCGUUACAUCCAUGCCCUUAUGUCCCUGUGUUAAACUAUGUCGUUACAUCCAUGCCCUUAUGUCCCUGUGUUAAACUAUGUCGUUACAUCCAUGCCCUUAUGUCCCUGUGUUAAACUAUGUCGUUAUACCCACGCCCUUAUGUCGCUGUGUUAAACUAUGUCGUUACAUCCAUGCCCUAAUGUCCCUGUGUUAAACUAUGUCGGUGUUUCUAUGCCCUUAUGUCUUUUUUGUUAAACUAUGUCAUAACAUCCAUGCCCUUAUGUUCCUGUGUUAAACUAUGUCGUUAUACCCACGCCCUUAUGUCGCUGUGUUAAACUAUGUCGUUACAACCAUGCCCUUAUGUCCCUGUGUUAAACUAUGUCGGGGUUUCUAUGCCCUUAUGUCCGUGUGUUAAACUAUGUCGUUACAUCCAUGCCCUAAUGUCCCUGUGUUAAACUAUGUCGUUACAUCCAUGCCCUUGUGUCCCUGUGUUAAACUAUGUCGUUACAUCCAUGCUCUUAUGUCCCUGUGUUAAACUAUGUCGGUGUUUCCAUGCCCUUAUGUCCCUGUGUUAAACUAUGUCGUUAUACCCAUGCCCUAAUGUCCCUGUGUUAAACUAUGUCGUUACAUCCAUGCUCUUAUGUCCCUGUGUUAAACUAUGUCGGUGUUUCCAUGCCCUUAUGUCCCUGUGUUAAACUAUGUCGUUACAUCCAUGCCCUUAUGUCCCUGUGUUAAACUAUGUCGGUGUUUCCAUGCCCUUAUGUCCCUGUGUUAAACGAUGUCGUUAUAUCCACCACCUAACAUUCCCAAAGUAAACUAUGUCGGCGUUUCCAUGCCCUUAUUUCCAGCUUUGUCGGUGUGCCCAUGCCCUUGUUUCACCAAAGUAAACUAUGUCGUUAUAUCCAGGCCCUUAUUUCCCUAUAAUAAACUAUGUCGUUAUAUCAAUACCCUUAUUUUCCAACAGUAAAUUAUGUCGCCAAAUCCAUACCCUUAUUUCCCCAUGUUAAAUUAUGUCGUUGUAUCCAUGCCCUAUAAUGCCCUAUGUCAUUGUACCCUUCAAGAGGUCAACUUCUUUGGGAUUUCAUCGAAUAUUGUCUCCGAAUAUUCUUUAAAAAAAUAUUUGAGCUUCAGUCUUUGGAAAAAUGGAGAAAUUGCCUGCUACAAAAAAUGACAUUGUUUCAAGGUGUUUUCCAAAAAAGAUAUCUGAUCUCGAUACAAAAUCCUAGCCACCCCUGUUAGACCUCUCAGCAUUGAGUGUGGAAUUGAGAAUGCAGGACAACCUUAAGGACGACCUUCUAAAAAAACGUAAAGGGAAACCAAUAGGGUCAGUGUGAAGAAACCUUGUUAAAUUGGAACACGGCGGCUUGUACUCAAACAUGAAACAACUAUUCUAAACAAACGUUCGAGGCGUAAGUAUUGGGCGUAAGUGGAUUGUGUCAAAUAUUAAAUGUCAACGCUAGAGAACAAUCAGUAUCGAUUAUCUGCAGAAUCAGAUUCCACUGAGCGAAAAAGGAAAAAUAGUGGUUACAAUUCUAUAAAUGGAUCACUGAAAAUCGAUGACGCCGGGUGUUCGCGUGUUCAAAGCCAUACAGAAGUGAAGAGGUUGUUAUUAAACUCAGGUAAAUUUUAAGCAUAUAACCAUGAGCAUAUUUGUAAAACACAUUGACACGUUUAUCUCUCAUCUUCAUUUUGAAGAUGUGUAAAAUGCACGUGAUGAACACGGGAGUACUCCACCAUGAUAAUCAUUCUACAUUCGAGACUGUACAUUUACUAUCAUUAUUAGUGAGUGAGUAUGGUUUUACGCCGAGUUUAUCAAUAUCCCAGCAAUUUCAGGCUAGGUUUACCAGAUACGGGCUUCACACAUUAAAUCGAAGCGGAUCUUCUGCGUGACGAGAGAAAGUUUCAAAAACAAGGCCACCACACCCCUCCAUCAUGUUCAGCAAUUUAAAAAUAAACAAAUACAGACAAACAAAUAAAACAUUAAACUAUGAUUUUAAUUAUAUUUCAUCUUCUGAAAAAUACUUUGUCAUUCAAAACGCUUGGGAUAAUAGUUUCCAUUUUCAACAAAAGAAAUGCAACAUACUUAACCAUCUAAUCAAUUAUUUAAUUUGUUGAGACACACACGUGCAACCUUUCGUGACUCAUGUUUGGCGGGUUCGUCGACAGACAGAUGGAUUAAUGGCGCACGUUAUUGUAGCCGGAUUAAACAGAUUAGCACAAAUUGUCUUGUCGACAGUAAUCCCCAUUCAGUGUCCUUCUGAAGUAAUACUAGUUUGAGGUAUUAUUGUUGGCAGGGCAUUAUUGUGUUUCUAGCAAUGUUUUGACAACUACACAUAUCUGCCUUGACAGAGAGACGGACAUAAUACGGUUUUUAUUUCCCACCAAAUUAGUUCACCAACCUUUGAAAACAAUGAGGAUUAAGUCACAACUUAAUUAAUGACACAUGCAGCAAUGGUUUUCUAGUCAUUGUUGAAGCUAAGACUUAAUAUGUACGUUUGUGUAUAAAUGCAGCUGAGGUACAAUGCCCAACCAGUAUUUGUGGGAAAGCCUAUUUUAGCAUUGCAACCAUGGCAAAAGGAAACGCUGCUUCAUUUCGGGGCAUGAUAGUGGCAGUAUUUGGCACAACUCUGUUUGUAAUGGGUUAUAUCAGCUCUCAUUUUAAACCAGUCAGAAACCUGGAGAUAUCUUUGGACUCCAAAAAUAAGGCAUUUCAUCCCCCUAAUCCUAUAAGAGUGGACAGUUAUAACUCCAGAUGUCCAAGCGUUCUGCAAAACAUGACCAAAGGUCAUUGGAGGACGGGAAAGCUUACCGAAGCUCAACGUAGACAAUCAGAACGGUUUUAUCACAUGGCCUUGAACCACAAAGGAGUACCCAAUUCCCUCCAGAGAUAUGACAGUCGAUGUGGUAACAUAGGCUACACAAACGUAACGACUUUUCUUCGAGCAAUUUGCAAUCCUACAGGACCGACCCCUUGCUGCUACAACUUCAAGUGUGUUAAAAAGACAGAAGCCCAGUGUCGGUGUAAAAACUGUUGGGAUAUUCGACAGCAGAUUCACGCAGAAUAUUCUACCUGGAUACCAUCCGAUCCCCGGUGCCAACAACGACGAUACAGUGCCAAACAAAUCUGUCAGUUGUUGGACGGCGGAACCAUCCGCUUCCUUGGGGAUUCCCUCGUGCGACACAUCUACACAGGCUUGCUGAUGACGGUUCGAGGCAAUUUCAAAGACGGCGGUGUUAGACCCACAGAAUCCCGAGCAUGGAAAUCCAGAUGCUCUGGGAUGAAUAUGUUCGAUGACGGAAACUGUAGGAGGUUUCUUGAUUCAAGGCCAUCGAAUAUAUGCGGAGGCAGAGUGACGCUCAGUUGGAUGGAACAUAACUUCGGCAAAAGUUGGACAGAACUAAUCAAUGACGUCAUUGUAGGCUUAGCUUACCGGAAGACACUGUUUGUAAUUGGCAUAGGUAUGAAUGAGCAUUAUAACUCAACUAAAGUGAAGAUGGAAUAUCUGAAGCCAACGUUCGAUAGGUUACGAAAAAUUGGAAUACUCUCGCCCAAGGUAUUGUUUGUUGAUAUGAAUGCUGCAGGAAUUAUGAAACGUUCAGAUACACAGUCAAAGCCUCACGUCCUUCGAUUCAAUCGCGACAUGGAGAAGUUUCUGAAGGUAUAUAAAGUACCCGUUUUAAAGACAUUUAAUAUGACAGACGGCGUGCGUAGCUUUGAUGGAACACAUUACGCUUUGGGAGUGAAUGCCGUGAAAGCGUACAUUUUCCUGAACUAUGUACAGGAACUCAGUGAUAGUGGGGUUUGGUAGUUGAUUAUGGAAUUUAUGAAUGACAAUAUGCAUAAUAAAUUGUCGUGUUAGAUACUCGCAUGUACAUGUUGUAAGAUACAUGAAGAUUAUCAUACGGGCAUGUGUGUCAUAUGCGUUUUACGAAACGAGUGUCAGAAUUCUUGCAGUUCCCGAGCAAGUCCGAGGGUAAUACAUGAAAUCUUACACGAUCUUCGUAAAACCAGUUGACUCCCAUGCGAGUGUAAUAAUUUCUUUAUCACCCAUUAUUUCUUAAUCCUUUUGAAAUUUGCUGAUCUCGAUCACCGUCUUAAAAAAAGCUCGAGCGUCGAAUGACGUCAACAAUCUUCAGGUAUGACGUUUCUAGUGUGACGUCAUUCCGACAUUAUGUCACAAAAGAUUCGAAUGGCAUCAACAAUACACGUAAACAAUACACUGGUGCGCUUGAAGAGAUAUUUGCCCCAGUCAACGUACGUUUUUUAUGAACUCGUCUAUUUCUAUCGCUAUUGGUUAAAAAAGAUUAAAUGCGAUUUUAAUAUUGAAAUAUAGUUUCAAAAUAAAAAAACAUGGUAAACAUGGUCGUUUGAUUUCUUUUUUUGGUUUUUUUUGGACAUUUUUUAUUCCUUUCGAAGGGUUGUACAUCAGGUUCAGAGGUUACACAGUAGGUUUAGUCAAUUGUAGUGAAAAUACGUUACAUGGAUGUACAUUUCAUGUGAUAUAAAUAUAGCAUGCAUAAUUGAAACACACACACACA
Messenger RNA from Haliotis rufescens (red abalone), 8902 nucleotides. RefSeq lists its product as uncharacterized. The coding region runs from base 6931 to 8172 and encodes 413 amino acids. Lineage: Eukaryota; Metazoa; Mollusca; Gastropoda; Lepetellida; Haliotidae. The transcript has 4 exons. The record is from RefSeq and is a predicted model, not a curated record.